AUGGCCGCCACCGACGCCGCGAAGCUCUCCGUCUCCGGCCAGGCCUUCGCGGCGCUCCUCGACUGCUGUGGGAACGCCGCCGGCGACUGCGACGGUCUGCUCUUCGGCCGCGCCGUCCGCCCCCCGCCCCCUCCCCCAUCCUUCUUCGACGACGACGACGACGCCCCCACCUCCUCCGCCCCAACCCUAACCAUCUCCAUCACCGGCCACGCCUCGCUCGCCCAACCCGCCUCCCUCUCCGACGCCCUCGGCCGCUUCCACCCCUACUCCCCCGGCCGUCCGGACGCCGUCGGCUUCUUCUCCUCCCGCCGCAGCGCGACGCUCCGCCCCUCCAUGCGAGAGGCCGCCGUCGCCCGCUCCCUCUCCAAAUCCCUACCCCGCGCCCAACCCCUCGUGCUCGUCCUCUUGGCCCCCUCCGCCUCCUCCAACCUCUCCACUCACUCCUUCGACUACCGCGCUUUCCUGUUGGUCGAUUCCCUCUUCGUCCCCGCCUCCCUCCAGGUCGUCAACGUGGGUCCUGGCUUUUGGGGCCAGUAUCACACCUUCGCGGCGGAGUCGCCAAUGCCGUGGAUGCCUCGGCCGCCGGCAAGGGAUUACGGCCUCGGGGAGAAGAAGGCGAUGGAUCGGAUGACGCAGGGGUUCGGGCCGAGCAGAUUACAGGCGAUGCUGACUUCGGCCAGUGGGUACACAACCGAGGUGGAGGAGUUGUACUCUGGGAUGCUAAGAAAGCUGGAUGGGCUUGCUCGGGAGACGGAGAACAGCGGUCGUCACGCGCGCCAUCAGGAAUACAAGAACUCAUUGCUAAGGAGACAAAUUGCCAGGCUGAAUUAAGGGCAGAGAUCUUGUCAUCAGCAAGGCUCCAAGGAAGGUCUCAAGAUUUGAAGCCAGGAUCAUUGAACUGUGUUGAGAAGCGUCUGCCUAUUUCUUCCUCUUUUUGACUGGGUCCUCUUUUGGACUUCCACC
This is a messenger RNA of Lolium rigidum, 963 nucleotides long. RefSeq lists its product as uncharacterized. NCBI's taxonomy places the organism in Eukaryota, Viridiplantae, Streptophyta, Magnoliopsida, Poales, Poaceae. The record is from RefSeq and is a predicted model, not a curated record. The transcript has 3 exons. Gene Ontology annotation, molecular function: polyubiquitin modification-dependent protein binding. The coding region runs from base 1 to 831 and encodes 276 amino acids. Gene Ontology annotation, cellular component: nucleus.